CCGCAGACCCAUAAGCAUGGCCAUAUCCAACGAUAUGUCUCUGUUAUAUAAGGCCAGUGCGGAUUCACCCCCGUCUUCAAUACCUGCCCAUGAAGCGACGGGCUUGAGGUGCACCACAGAGUCGCUGUCCGGACCCGCAUUUUAUCAGAUAGGGUCCACGAUGCGCACUCGACCACUGGUUUCUGUGCAGUACCUGAAGGCACAUCUGUGCUUACUUGGUGCAUUCAAGUCUCUAAGAACCUCCGUCGAGAAUGCUGGAGAUGACCAACUUCUUAUAUUGGCGCUGGGACUGGAUAAGUCACAACGGUGGUCAUGGUUUGUUGGCCUUGCGGUAGACCGCUUCCAUCGCUGGGUAGAAAGUGUCGAAUACGGACCCUUGAGAUCAUGGGUCGACACAGAACUCCCGCCCCUGGACGUCUUGAUGAUAUGGCACGCGUACAUGCUCAAUCCUCGAUGGUAUGCAGAAGACUGCGAGCGUUUGUCGCUAUUGAACAAUCUGAGGAGACUCGGGGAUAGGUUAAUUCCUGCGGUGAUCGAGAUAGGUGAUCCGUCAACAUAUCAACCAGGCGCGGAUCGUGUUAGGGUCUGGCUGGCCAAAAUCGGCACGCCGUGGGACGCUCUGGAGGCCGCUCGACACAUGUCCCAUCGUCAGAUUAGUUGCCCUCGAUGUUCGGUGUCGGUGAACACACCAUAUCUCACGUCCGAAGGAACUGGAUAUGCUCAACAUAAUUUCGGGGUGAACUGUUCGGAGUGCGGGUUGUUUAUCACGAAGGAGGGCCUGGGUCUGGCGAAGUUUGCGGGAGACCUGGUUUCCGAUUAUGAAGUGCCGCAUUCCGGAUAUGGUGCAUAUCUCGCUGGAACACUCCACACGGAAUCCAAGAUCACUGACGAAGAUCAUGCUCGACGAAUUAAGGAUGCUAUCAUCAGAACCAGAGAGUUUGAGUCAGGAGUCAAGCAAGUCGAACGCGAACAAUGGAAGCGCGAGAUACUAGAGAGGUUCAAGUACUCUACACAAGACGUCCCUUCCGCGGCAUGCCAGCAGAUGCUGGACGUUGGGGGGAUGCGUACGGUCAAACGAAUCAUGGCCGCAUACACUGACGACAGGCCAUUCUCCGUGGAGCUCGUCGGCGCUGUUAUCCGACAAUGUUCGUUCAUAGACAAGAUGCACAACUUCGGCUGGACGGCUCCUAGCUUCCUUAACAAUCAACAGGAUGAGGUUGUCUUGGUUAAUGCUGUCGCUAGAUACCAUGCUUUCCUAGAUCUAAUGGCAAUAUCU
This is a messenger RNA of Postia placenta MAD-698-R-SB12, 1276 nucleotides long. RefSeq lists its product as hypothetical. The annotation marks the transcript as partial. The record is from RefSeq and is a predicted model, not a curated record. Lineage: Eukaryota; Fungi; Basidiomycota; Agaricomycetes; Polyporales; Adustoporiaceae. The transcript has 10 exons.